AUGAAUACAUCAGGCUCUGAAAUAGUGAAAGAUGAAGAAAAUCUUUAAAAAUAAAAAUACAGCCACAAUUCAAUAGUUUAAAAUAUAGAGAAUAGCUCUAUUGGUGAAGAACAUUUGAAGAAAAAAGAAAAAAGAAAUCGAAAAUUUUUCCUUAAGAGAUCAAUAUCAAUGGUAUAAGUUUGCAAAUAAACUGGCCAACUAGACUUGUAGUUUGGGUCUGACUUUUUGCAUAUUGAGAUUAUGCAGGGUGGUCAUUUUCCUUUGAAUUAAUAUAAUUUAAAGGAUAUUCCUUCUGAGAUUUACCAUGAUGAUCAGGAGUGCCAGUAAGCAAAUAUCAAUUAUAGUCUUAAUACAUUAUCAAAUAGUCUUUUAAAAAAGGUAAGAACAAUUUAAUCUUCAUUAAAUUGCAAAUCUUUAACUUAAAUUUAAUAAUAAUUAGUUAACGAGCCACGUUAAAAUUUUAAUAUCAAAGAAAACUAAAUUACUCACUCUAAAAACUUAUAUAAUUUUGAUAGACAUUAAAUUAAAGAAAAUAAAUUAAUCUCUCAACAAAUUAAAGAAGCCAAACAAAUUUUAUUAAAUCAACACUAGGCUUUUUUAUUAAUUCUUUAAUGA
This is a messenger RNA of Paramecium octaurelia, 615 nucleotides long. Lineage: Eukaryota; Ciliophora; Oligohymenophorea; Peniculida; Parameciidae. The record is from the annotation of a GenBank genome assembly.